Molecule: messenger RNA, 846 nt
Organism: Boeremia exigua
Lineage: Eukaryota; Fungi; Ascomycota; Dothideomycetes; Pleosporales; Didymellaceae
Exons: 1
Coding region: 1-846 (281 amino acids)
Source: RefSeq, a predicted model, not a curated record
AUGGAUCUUUUUGCGUGCAUGGCCAAGAUGCCGAAUUUGAAGAGAUUGGAAGUGAGCAUGAUGAAGAGGAAUCUGGACGUUUUUAUGAGUGCGUUUGAAGACUUCGAUGACGUCCAAACCUUCCUAUUGCCUGGUAUCGAGACACUGGUCGUUACUUCCGCCAGCGCGUUUCUGGCGUCCCAUUGUCCAGACCUGAAGCAUCUCAUCGUCGAAGACGCACCUUCAUGCAUGGUCGAAACCUAUGUUGACGCAGCUACCCGGCUGAUGCCACUCCAUCCACAACUGGUCGGAGGCCAGUACACAUUUCUGCAACUCACGUCUUUCGAUACGUCGGCGAAUUGGUCUGCCGAGGAAAUCUCGACACUUGUACCGCUGUUCCCUCGCCUGCAACAUUUGCAUAUGCGCAGCGACGCUUUCUGCUACCGAGCCUCCAUCCCCGUCAUUAUGCAGCUUCUAGGCUGCAGCCUGAAGGAUCUGAGGACCCUCAGACUCAACAAGGUGGGCAAUCUCGACAUGGGAUUCCGCGCCGUCUGGAAGCGCAGCAUAACAGCCUGUGCCACCGAGGCACAGCGAAGAAGCUUGUGGCUGCAGAACGAGUCGCAUAGAGUCGAAGCUGAGAACAAUGUUGUGCGAUCGGCAUUCACAAGUAUUGAUCGACUGAGAGAAUGUUGGCUUGGCGACGAACGUGUGGCACGGCGUCCGGCAGGUUGCGACGGUAAAUCGGCUUUGAGUUGGGUUUGGGAGCGGAAACGGGAGGAUAUCGAUGUCUGUAUACAGCAGUCAGAGUGGGCCCACUACAGAGCGGAGAAAGAAGCAGUCGUGGUAUGCAGCGAGGUUUGCACGUGA